AUGAGUUUUCAUGGAUUUCAGAAUAAUGACAAGUCUAAAGACAAUGAAGACGCCCCGCCUCGCAGACAGCGAGAUUAUGCUGAUUCAGGCUACGGCGGCUCGGUCGGCGGCUCAACAUUUUCUGAUCCCGACGGCAGUGAAGCCCGGGACCGUGCGUCUCUUUUGAACGACAAUAAUCCUGACCAAGCUACAUACUUGCGAGGCUCUUCUAAUAUUGCCCAUCACAGAUCACCUUCCGCUGUUACUCGGCGUCAUGUUUUAUCCCAGGUUAACCAGCUUCAAUAUAACGAUAAUAGAGUGGCAUUGGGCAGAUCUAUUUCUGCUGUUCUUUCUAUGCUUAAGGAACUGCAAUCAAUGAAUAGAAAAUGGCCCGUAUAUUAUCCCGCAAGCGCGACACCGCAAGACGAUGCUCGAAAGUCUUUAAGACGCGCCACAAUGAAUCAUUUCCCCUCCAUAGAUGAUGAAGACGAUUUAAACUAUGAUCUUAAAAGACGUUCCUCUAGCUCUUUUGAACCAUCACAAUCAAAACAGCAACCCCCAAUACCCAAACCAAUCCUUGAGCCUCGAUUAGUGUCUGCACAGGCUGUAAAUGAUUUCAAUGUCUUUAAGCUUGAUCUGAAGGUUGGAAGUUUGUCUUCUUCGGAACUAAUUCACCAACUUGAAAAGACUUCUGUCGCUUCUCUUCUAGAUGAAAAAAUUAUGCAAACUAUUCGACAUCUUUUGUCGCUGCGUGAGAGAAUUGAUGAUACCACCUCUAAAGUUCUUAUUACUGGCGAUUUGAAUGCCGGAAAAUCCACAUUUUGCAACGCUCUCCUCCGACGAAAGCUUUUGCCUGAAGACCAGCAGCCUUGCACCAGUGUUUUUUGCGAAGUCAUUGACGCUCGUGAAAAUCAUGGUGUUGAAGAAGUUCAUGCCGUUCCCAUUGGUGUUACUUAUAACCGAAGUGAUGACACUACUUUUACCAUUUUUUCUCUCCAAGAUCUUGAAUCUUUAGUAACUGAAUACGAAAAGUAUUCCAUUCUUAAGGUUUACGUCAAUGACCGCCGACCUAUUGAUCAAAGCUUGCUUAGAAAUGGCGUUGUGGACAUUUGUCUCAUUGAUGCUCCCGGCUUGAAUAUGGACUCCUACCAAACUACCCAGGUUUUUUCUCGUCAAGAGGAAAUUGACUUGGUUGUGUUUGUCGUUAGUGCAGAAAACCAUUUUACUCUUUCUGCCAAGGAAUUCAUUUGGAGUGCAGCCCAUGAAAAAUCACUUGUAUUUAUUGUUGUCAAUCGAUUUGACAACAUUCGUGACAAGAAUCGUUGCAAACGCUUGAUUUUGGAUCAAGUUGCUAAACUUUCACCGGAAACUCAUAAGGAUGCUCGUGACUUCAUUCACUUUGUCAGCUCUAGUCAAAUUCUUGACGAGAUGCCUGGUAACAAUGGUGGUGGUGGUGGUGAUGAUGGCCCUGGUGAUGAUGAUAAUAAUGAACCAGAUCACCCUGAUUUCGACAGACUGGAAGCCUCUUUGCGCAACUUUGUUUUAGAGAAGCGUUCCCUGUCUAAGCUUAUGCCUGCAAAGACGUAUCUUAAAAACAUAUUAAAAGACUUGGAAAUGCUUUCUUAUGUUAAUAUCCAAGUAUCUGAAGCAGAACAAGACAGAGUUAUGCAUGACUUGAACUUACUUACUCCGGAGUUUGAAAAAUCUAUGCGCCAAAACGUUAAGGUAUCCGAGGAUAUGGAUACCCAGAUUGAGGAAAUUUGUGAAAAGGUUCAUGAUUUUACUAAGAAUCAUUUAACCAAGGUUUUAAAUGAAGUUGGUGAAUCGCCAGUUAUUCCUUAUACUUCUCUUUUUUCAGCAUUUAACUAUGCUAUUGAUACCCGUGAAACAAUGAUUGACCGCAUUCUUGGCGAGGUUGAGACAUGCGAAUCCUAUGCUCGCAAAGAAACUACCCUCGGUGUUAACUCUCUCAAGGCCAUUGGUAUUAUGCAUCUGGGCGAUCAGCCAGCAUUCAAAAAGGUGUUCAAUGACGAGGCUAUGUUUAGCCGACGACAUGACACUAUGUCACGCACAAUUUACACUGAGCUCUCAUUGAGUGACUUGUUUGACCUUCAAAUUCCAUUUAUUAGCUCUUCUAAGAAGUCGAUUGAAGUUUCCUCUGAACGCAAAGAAGAAUCUUCCUCUUCCACAAUCACAGGUGCACUUACUUUGGCGUCCGUUGUUACUACAGGCCAGUUGAUUCGCAGCACCGAUGUUGCGCGCAGCGUUCUUUCUUUGACACAGCUGGUGGACAUCAACGUUGUCAAGAAGCUGGCUGUGCCUGCUUUGAUUGUUGGUGCUCUUGCUGGAAUUGCAUACAUUGUCAGUGAUAUUCCAUAUGCUGUGCCACGCAACGUUUCGCGCAAGCUUCGUGCCGAGAUUGAGGAAAUGAACUACGUUGAUACGAAUGCUCAACGUAUUUCGAAGGAAUGCAGAAAAGUGCUUAAGUAUCCUGCUCAGGAUGUGCGCAGUGGAUUCCAGAGCAAGGUUGAAGAACAAGCUCGCAAAAAGGAGGAAUACACUAAGACUGCUAAGGAGAUUGAUUUGUCUUGCAGAUUUUUCAAAAGACUUCACAAGGAGGUUAUUGAUCAACACUCUCUUGUUGAUAGAUGUAAUCUCGAAGCAACACUUUCCGUUGAAUAA
Molecule: messenger RNA, 2661 nt
Organism: Magnusiomyces paraingens
Lineage: Eukaryota; Fungi; Ascomycota; Dipodascomycetes; Dipodascales; Dipodascaceae
Exons: 2
Coding region: 1-2661 (886 amino acids)
Biological process (GO): mitochondrial fusion
Cellular component (GO): mitochondrial outer membrane
Molecular function (GO): GTP binding; GTPase activity
Source: RefSeq, a predicted model, not a curated record